AUGGCGCGUACCCUCCGGCAAGUCCCAGUCUCAACGAAAGAACAAUCAUCAUGUUCACAACAAACCUACAAACAAAUAAACCUAACCCUCAAAUUCUGGCGAGAUGGGAGUCGAGCAUUUGUUACUGGAGAUUUUACAGAGAGUGGCCUUACUGACGAUGUUGAAGAUUUAAGCUUACAAGAGCUACGCAGUUUAAGUGAUUGGCUCAAGUUUUAUCAAAAGGAAUACAUUUUUAAAGGAAAGGUGGUUGGGAGAUUUUACAAUGAACAUGGUAUCCCUACAGCAUACUACCAUAGAGUCCAACUUCGUAUAGAAGAGGCCGAGAGGGAUGAGAAAGACAAAAACAGGUACAAGCUGAUGUUUCCCCCUUGCAAUGUGGAGUGGACUCCAGAGGAGGGAAGUAGAGUCUGGUGCUCUAAACGAAGUGGGGGAGUGGAGAGAGAUUGGGUUGGAGUUCCUCGCAAACUGUAUGAACCAGGUGCAGACACAUUCAGGUGUGCUUGUAUAAAUAUUUCAGAGCAGUCUCAGGUCAUUGCCCCUGAAACUGGAAAAGUUCGCUCAGGGAAUCUCGAAGAAUACGAAGAUUGCCAUCCUAAAUCUACCAGCUGUUAUGUUCAUCAUUGAAAAACAGAACUGCUGCAAUUGGGGAAACUUGCAUAGUAUUUGUAUAAAUAGUACCAUAUAAGAUAAUUUCAGAGAUCUGUCUCUUAAAGACACAAUGUGUUAUUUGUGAACACACAUGCAUUAUUCAGCAAUGCAUUAUAUCAUAAUUACCUAUCUGGAAGGCUUGAUCAGUGGCAUUAUUAAAAACUGUUAUUAAAAGUCUUCAAAAUUAUAGCAAAUUAUAUGAAACAAAAUCAAAUAUGCUUCUGCCCAGCAUCAUAACUACUUUCAACUAUUAAUAUUUUCACUGCCGACAACGUCAUUUGACGUCGCACAUGGAAUUCUAUAGACUGCCGUCGUCUUUUGACAGUGCUGAAUUUUACAGUAAUAAAAAUGCAUUUAAACGUAUUUGAACUUCAACAUUGAGACUCAUUUGCUAUUUCCAUGGUUUUAUUUCUUUCUCUAUGGAUCUCUGAAAUGUUGUUGGCAGUCACCUGGAAUAUCGGAAAAAAGUGGUUUGCUUACUAACUUGGUGUUGUGUCACGUCGGCCGUUUGUUGUUGUUCUGCUAAUUCGUCGUCUGGUUGAUUUUUUGGUAAACUUUUUAUUUUUUACAAAAAACAUAUGUUUUUAAGUUUUAAAACAAGACUUUCUGUUUGAAAAUAUUCUUGCAUGAGCAUUUGCAAAGAAAGAGAAAGAGAAAAAAUGUAAGUCCCAUGGUUUUCUUAUAAUUGUUUAAAACAUUAUAUUUAUUUAAAAAUCAUUAAAACGGGUGGCAGUGUAAGAAAGUUGUCAAAUUAGGAGGCAGCAGUGAAAGUGAUAAGUAAUACAAACCAAUUUUAUGGCUGUACUACUCAACUAGUUUUAAGCAAGAUAUCAUCAGAUUCAAUAAAGUAUAAAUACUUUAAUACGUAGUAUUGCUUUGUAAUGAUUGAUGUAAUUGUACCAGAAUGUGGUUAAUAUUUUGAAACUGUUGCACAAGUCUUCAACUUUAUAUGUUGAUUUGAGGUUAAGUGGAAGAGAGGACUUCAUAGUCCUAACUUUGCCUCUAAUAAAGCCAAAUUUCAUUUCAUUGACCAUCCAGUGGCUAUAGUUGUUAAAUGUCUAUUAAAUGAGAGGCAGGACCAUAAGCAUUAGGCAUUGAGUGGACCGAUUUGCAGUCCUGUGUUUAUCAGCUUAUAGCAAUAACCUAUAUAUACCCAGAAUCUGGAGGAGAUAAGCAGUUACUCUAUUGUACUGUUGUACAAGCAGAGGGUUGAUAUGGAUCCCUUGGGCUUAUACAGGUUAACCUCCACGGUUAAAGUUGGUUUUCUGACAAUGGAAGGAUUGUGAAAGAAACUGGAUUUUUACGAAAAAAAUGUUUGUCAUCGUACAGUGAUUCUAGAAGUCAAUAACUCUAAAUUUUGAGAUAUGCAAUCUGAUUUCUUCCUUCCAACCUGUAUGAUACUUUAGAUUUCAUUGAUAAUUCAUUUUUUAGAACUGGUAACCAAAAUGGCCCAAUUUCGACUAAUGGUUGACUGAUUGGUAAUUCAAUGUAUGACGCCUUGAUUAAUUUCCUUUUAAAGAAAUGUGAUUCCCAAUUUAUCAUGUUGUCUUCUUACCAACUCAUAUAAUUAUCAUAUUGUAACAUAAUACAUUGAGAACUGAUGGAAGAUUUCUAAUAAAAAUUUCAGAUUCACGUUUUGAUUUUGAGAAGUUCAUGUAGAAUGAAUUAUGGGCCCCAUUCAACUCCCUCAAUUUACCUCACCAUUUUAGAUUUUGCUAACAUUUGGUGUAUGUACUUAUAAUGAGUGCUGAGAUUAAGAAAAAUACCAACUUGCAAAAAAGACAUUAACAGGCUUUUUGCUCUAGGAGCUCUCCUAUUGACCUAUAGAGCUGGGAGAAGUGUAAUUUUGUAGCAUGUUUUAUGCUUUUUCCAGUUGUAAUAAAACAAGGGUUGGAAUAAAAAAAUGUUUGUCGUGAUACAUAUAAAGAUUUUCAACAGUAAACUUGUCAUUGAACUACUUACUUUGAUGUACUAUUUGCAAAAACGCUGAAUUAAAAAUACCUAUUUUUUAGUCAGAUAAGUAUUAUUCAGUCAAAAUGGGCUACUUGUGAGAAACUAGCGUCACAGUUUUUUUUUAA
This is a messenger RNA of Homalodisca vitripennis (glassy-winged sharpshooter), 2726 nucleotides long. Its product is annotated as neuferricin-like. The transcript has 5 exons. NCBI's taxonomy places the organism in Eukaryota, Metazoa, Arthropoda, Insecta, Hemiptera, Cicadellidae. The record is from RefSeq and is a predicted model, not a curated record. Bases 1 to 624 code for a protein of 207 amino acids.